AUGGAAAAAAUUGUACUUUAUUAUUACAUUGUGCUCAACAAUCUUACAUUGGCUUGUGGAGAAAACAUCAAAUUAUUGCUUGUUGAUGCUGGUCUAGAGCAUGAGUAUGUUCGUCUCGAAGGCGGUGAGAGCUGGAAAGAGAAAAAGAAGAUGCUGGAGAAAGAAAAGGGCCAAGGUGUUCAACUUAAGCGAUUGUUCAAGACUGUGCCUGUUAUGCGUUAUAUUUCUGCUAAAUUAAACUACAGGUACCAUGGAUCAACUCCUGAAGAGAAUCAUUUUAUAAAUAUGAUUCCUGAGCUAGUUGAAUCUUGGCUUAUGAGUCUCAAAAAUGCAACACUUAAUUCAAAGAUAAGAAUGCCAAUCAAAAAUGAAUCAAGGCAAGACCAUGUAGAUAUAGAAUCAUCUAAACAACUUGCCAUGUUUAACAAAUAUUAUUUAGAUUAUCCAGGUCCCUUCCUUGUUGGUGAAAAGAUUAUUUAUGCUGACUUUUUGAUCAAUCAUAUGCUUGACGAUGAUGAUUGUCUUGAUGAACUCAAGCAUUAUCCUCAACUUGCUACAUUUGUUGAAGCUUUUAAGCAAAGACCUAAUCUGAAUUCAUACCUUGCCUCUCUUAGACAUUAA
This is a messenger RNA of Gilbertella persicaria, 621 nucleotides long. RefSeq lists its product as uncharacterized. Gene Ontology annotation, molecular function: glutathione transferase activity. Gene Ontology annotation, biological process: glutathione metabolic process. The record is from RefSeq and is a predicted model, not a curated record. The coding region runs from base 1 to 621 and encodes 206 amino acids. NCBI's taxonomy places the organism in Eukaryota, Fungi, Mucoromycota, Mucoromycetes, Mucorales, Choanephoraceae. The transcript is spliced from 4 exons.